Molecule: messenger RNA, 5967 nt
Organism: Cherax quadricarinatus
Lineage: Eukaryota; Metazoa; Arthropoda; Malacostraca; Decapoda; Parastacidae
Source: RefSeq, a predicted model, not a curated record
GGCGACAGUGUGGGUCAGUCGGGAGUAGCGAAGGGCAGAGGAGGCUACGUCGCUCCUUCUCUUGACAUGGCCACACACCAGCGAUAACUUGAGGGUACAUUAUCCAACAUGGACACAACUGCGCCCUCGCCACUCAAAUUCAUCUCUGUUUUGAUAUUAAUAUUAUUUGUGAAACGUCUCUAGCGAAGGUUUGUUUAAAUUGCUAUACUUGUAUAUGUGAGGGCCAGAAGGGCUUUCUUGGAGCCCCGGGUAUCCCAGGCCUCCAGGGUUCAACUGGCUUCCCAGGAGAUCAAGGAUACGAGGGGCCAUCAGGUCGUAGUGGACCUACUGGAGAUUAUGGCGAAAAUGGUGCAGUAGGAGAGAAAGGCAUUAGAGGAGACAUGGGUAUGCCAGGCUUUCAAGGGACUGCAGGUAUUCCUGGUCUUCCUGGAUUAGAGGGUCCUGCUGGGAUUGAUGGUCCACCAGGGUGCAAUGGCACUGAUGGUAAACCUGGUGUGACAGGAAUUCCUGGACCUCCUGGUGUGAUAGGCCCCCCAGGCCCAGAGGGUGGUUAUGGUCCUGUUGGAGACCCAGGUGAAGGUGGCACCAAUUCAAGAGGUAUCAAAGGAGAUCAAGGAGAGCCAGGCCAGCUGGGACCCAGAGGUUAUAGAGGUGUGCCAGGACCUCGAGGACCGAGGGGUGACUAUGGACUACCUGGUUUAAUAGGAAUACGUGGUGAUGAAGGUGACAAAGGUUAUGUUGGUGAUCAAGGAGACAAGCCACCACCUAUCCCAAGCGUUGCUGGAGCACCAGGAGAGAAGGGUGAACCUGCAGGAGUGAGGGGCAUUGUGACGUCACCAGCAGGAAUUGACUUGAAAGGAGAAGUUGGUGACAAGGGCUAUCCAGGACCUUCUGGAAUACCUGGUGAGAAAGGUAAUAUUGGCUAUUCUGGCCCUCCAGGAGAGAAAGGUUUGAAGGGCGAGCAAGGCAGAGAGGGCCAGAAAGGCAAGGAUGGUCGCCCAGGACAGAGGGGUGUGCAAGGGCCAAAAGGUUUCAAGGGAGCACCUGGAUUGGCUGGAUUUUCUGGUUCCAAAGGCUUUAAGGGUGUAAAAGGAGAACCUGGCUAUGAUGGUCGUCCAGGCCCAGUGGGUGAUGCAGGAGUACCAGGAAUAUAUGACCCAGCAGAUACUGUAGUCUACAGAGGCCCACCUGGCCCACAAGGGCCAACAGGACCAUUAGGACUUCAUGGUGGUAAUGGAUUUGAUGGUCGGCCUGGUGGUUUGGGCCAGCGUGGCCCACCGGGUAAUCCUGGCAUAAGUGGAGAAGAUGGGGUACCCGGAGGGAUUGGACGCUCUCAGAAGGGUGAACCUGGAGAUGAUGGCUACCCUGGUCUGAUUGGAGAACCUGGGCCACGUGGCCCAAGGGGUCCACCAGGUAUUCCUGGCUUAAAGGGUCUUCCAGGGGAUCCUGCUUUUGGAAGUAAGGGCAUAGAUGGACGUCCUGGUCAACCGGGUACUAAUGGUCUACCAGGUCCUCCUGGUGUUCCUGGACCUAGAGGUCCAAAAGGUUAUCCUGGGCGAGGGCGAGCCAUAGUGGGUCCCAAAGGACCCAAAGGCUUCACAGGACCUGCAGGUGAACCAGGAUUGAUGGGUGCUAAUGGACGUAAUGGUUUACCAGGUCAUAAAGGAGUCAAGGGAGAUGAUUGUUUUCCAUAUUUGAGACAACCAUGUGACAUUGGUGAUGUGGGAACACCUGGCCAAAAUGGGAUACAAGGGCGAAUAGGUCCACCAGGUCUUCCUGGUCCACGAGGACCAAAAGGUAGCCCAGGGAAAACUGGCCUUCCAGGGUUAAGGGGGCUUGAUGGUGUGCCUGGAUCUGCAGGUUACUCUGGAAGAACUGGCAAAAAGGGUGAGCCAGGUGAUCUGUUGCCUGGACAGUUAAUAAGAGGCAGACAUGGAGAUGAUGGACUCCCAGGGUACCUUGGCCCAAAAGGUGCACGAGGAGAUAAUGGCUUAGAUGGAGCAAGAGGAAUUCAAGGCAGAAAGGGAGAUCCUGGUGUCAGUGGACAGGAUGGUAUUAAUGGCUUGCCUGGUAGAGAUGGAUCUCCAGGUGAAGGUGGACAAGGACAAAGAGGAUUUAAAGGAUCAAGUGGGACUAGUGGACCUAGGGGAGAUGAGGGCAGUAAAGGUAGACAAGGAGUAGUCAAUUGGCCAGCUGGAGCAGAACUCAUAAUGUACAUGGGUGAAAAGGGUUUUCGAGUAUAUCACAAUUCAUCUGAUUUCAUCAUCACUCAAGGAAUGAACAACAGGUGCGUCAUUGUCAAUGUUCAGCAUUUCUUCAAUGGAGUAAAAGGCAUUAAAGGAGAAGAUGGAGAAGAUGGCAUCAGUGGAAUUCCUGGAUCUCCAGGAACACCAGGCAGGCCUGGUCCGAAAGGAGAGCGAGGUCUUGAUGGCUUACCAGGAACCAAAGGCUUUUAUGGUUUGCCAGGAUCGCCUGGCCGCUCAGGGGAUAAAGGAGCCCCAGGAGACCUCGGAGUUGCAGGUCGUAAGGGUAUCAAGGGAGAGAUUGGUGACAGUAUUCCUGGUGCUCCUGGUAUUGCUGGUAGACAAGGACCACCAGGUUUUCCUGGUCUUCCUGGCAAUGUAGGCUAUCCUGGUCAACCUGGCACACCAGGAGCUUCUGGACAGAGAGGCUUAAGUGGAGAUCGUGGUUUUGAUGGCCUUGCUGGCCUUCCAGGAGAUAAUGGGCUUGACGGUACACCUGGAGGUCCUGGUCGGCCUGCCAGAGAUGGCCGAAAUGGUCUAAAGGGAGAACAAGGAUUGAUGGGAAUUCCAGGUAUUGUUGGUAAUCCUGGAGCUCCAGGACCUGAUGGAUUCCCAGGCCUUCAGGGAAUAAAUGGUGAUGUCGGGACCCGGGGUAUUUCUGGCUUUGAAGGAAACCCUGGACCAAAGGGUCAGAAGGGCUUCCCAGGAGAAAUAGGUUACCGUGGUGCACCCGGUCUAAAUGGAACCUAUUCUGGUCAUGGUGAUGUUGGUGAAAAAGGUUUGCAAGGCGAUUAUGGACAAAUGGGUUUUCCUGGAAUUAUUGGAGGAGUUGGCCUACCUGGAUUACCUGGCAUAAGCUACACAGGUGCUAAAGGUCAAACAGGACCCAUUGGUCUUCCAGGAACUCCAGGUGCACCCGGCAGAUAUGGACAGAAGGGUACCAUGGGAAUGAUGGGUUUACCUGGCAUCAGUGGAGAUCGAGGUGAGCCAGGAGAUGUGGGUUUCCCUGGACCACCUGGAGGAAGAAUAGUAGGUCCUCCAGGCCCUCAGGGAUGGCCUGGACCUAAGGGCCAGGCUGGUGAGCCUGGCAGGUUUGGAAAUAAGGGUCUACCCGGUGAUAUUGGUCCUGUUGGUUGGCUUGGACGAAAUGGGUUGCAGGGCAUCAGAGGACCACCAGGUGACCGUGGCCAACCAGGCAUAAUUAUUGGUGGGAGCAGAGCUGACAAUGGAGAUCCUGGUCGACCAGGGCUACCAGGAGAUCCUGGAAGAGAUGGUUUACCUGGUCUUCCAGGAAUCAAGGGUUCAAUCGGUGACACUGGCCAGGAAGGUUUUCGCGGUCGACCUGGACUUCCAGGCUAUCGUGGUGAUGAUGGUGUAAGAGGGCUUCGGGGUCUAGAAGGAUUACCAAGUAGAAAAGGUGAACCUGGGCAAAAUGGUAUUGAAGGUCGCCCAGGGCAGUCAGGCCGACCAGGCCUUCAUGGACAGAAAGGUCAACCAGGGGACUUUGGCAUAGAUGGGCCAGCUGGAGCGAAAGGUUUGCCAGGCAUCAGCCGCCCUGGGUUAAAGGGGGUGCGAGGAGAUCCAGGUGGUCUUGGUGAAGCUGGUUUCAUGGGUAAACCUGGUCGAGAUGGUCAGAAGGGACAGAAGGGUAUGGUUGGUGAUGCUGGUCGUCCAGGGCCUCCAGGGCAACCUGGUGCCCGGGGACUCAGGGGCAUUCAAGGUUUUAAUGGUCUACCAGGUCGACAAGGAGAACAAGGUAUCCAUGGUUUACCUGGAGACUCAGCCCUUCCAGGUCCACCUCCAAGGUCUAAAGGUUAUCUCAUCACCAGACACUCACAGGAGACAGUCAUUCCUUCUUGUCCACUUGGAACAAGUGUUGUUUGGGAAGGCUUUUCGCUCUUGCAUGUGAUGGGCAACCACAGGGCUCAUGGACAGGAUCUUGGUGCUCCAGGAAGCUGUCUGAAGAAAUUCAGCACUAUGCCAUAUCUCUUCUGCAACCUCAACAAUGUGUGUGACUACUCUCAGAGGAACGAUUAUUCAUAUUGGCUAUCAACCACUGAGCCAAUGCCAAUGAUGAUGACACCCAUUCAAGGACCAGAAAUUGAGAAAUAUAUUUCAAAAUGUGUUGUGUGUGAAGCGCCAUCAGUUGUAAUUGCUGUCCACAGUCAAACAUUGGAGGUUCCCGAUUGCCCUACACAAUGGGAAUCACUUUGGAUAGGCUACUCAUUCAUCAUGCAUACUGACUCAGGAGCAGAAGGUGCUGGCCAGUCUCUCAUCUCACCUGGGUCAUGUCUUGAGGACUUCCGUUCAAGUCCAUUUAUUGAAUGCACUGGGCAAGGUACCUGCAACUUAUUCCCAUCUGCCUUUUCCUAUUGGUUGGCAACAGUUGAACUUGAACAACAAUUCCGAAAACCCCAACAGCAAACAUUGAAGGCUGGGGAUCUUAAAACACGUGUUAGUCGUUGUAAUGUUUGUAUGAGAAAAAGGAGUGGUGCCCCUGUAAUUCCAUCUCCUCCACCAGAAAUCAGGGCUGAUCCAUUCAGCAAUAGAUACUAUUUUGGUGGGUAAUUUUUAUUUAUUUAUUUUUUUUUUUUUUUUUUUACAAAAUUUAUUUAGCCUUAAUUUUUUUUUUUGUCACAGUAAAAGAAAAUGAAUUCAGAUUAUUACAAAAACGAAUUUAUUUUUGAUAAAAAAGUAAAUGUCACAAUACUGUGGCUGGAGCAUUUUGCAUAUAACCUGUACUUAGGAAACUUAUGAGGAUGUUUUGGACUGUUCUGAAUUAUUGGCAAGUCAUGGUGGUGCCAAAAUUUCUAUUCUGGGAAUUUAGGGGUGGCUGUCUGGUUGGAAGAGGAACUAGAUUUGUUUUGAAGCAGCAUUAAUAUUUUUAUAGGGGUCCAAGGAAAUUUUUGGGAGGCCAAAGCCCCCAAGUCCCCCAUGGUGCUGCCACUGGCAAGUUUAAACUUAAAAAUGGUCCAGGAUGGGCAACAAUGGUCAGGUUUCCUAAGUGUGGGGUUAUUUGUGAAUUGCAUUCUAUAGUUCUAUUUUAAUUAAUACCUUCAUUUGAAUGCUAAUCUGGUUCACAAGUUUCUUAUCCUUAAGGAUAUAAUAUGCUCUUAUCUGUGGUUUAUACUUUUUGUUCUUUGUAUCACAAAGUGUUUAGUAUACAGCUACCUGUUUGAAAAUUAUUUGCUUACAUCUGUGUGAAAAAAGUGGUGCUAUGUUAUUGUGUAAAUGAAAGUUUGUAUUAUCCAAGUCAGCCAUUUUUUAAUCUUAAGUUACAAUGUCUGCUCACUGCCAUUUUAUGUAUGAUACCAGUGUAAAUGAAAUAAGUUAACAGAUCUUAGCCAGUAAAAAUGAAUUCUGUAAAAUAGAUGUCUUAUAAAGUUAGAGACUACAAAUAUUUGUACAUAUGUUUCCUAUGAAUUUUUAAUAAUAUACAGUGGACCCCCGGUUUACGAUAUUUCAUUCCAGAAGUAUGUUCAGGUGCCAGUACUGACCGAAUUUGUUCCCAUAAGGAAUAUUGUGAAUUAGAUUAAUCCAUUGCAGACCCCCAAACAUACACAUACAAACACACUUACAUAAAUACACUUACAUAAUUGGUCGCAUUGGGAGCUGAUCGUAAACCGGGGGUCCACUGUACUUUGAGUAGUGCCUUGUUCCUGACCUCUUGAUGAAACCACUUCCUUCUUAGAAAAUAAAAAAAUUAUCAUUCUGAUAAUUUUAA